AUGAAGGAUUAUUCAGUGCCGGAAAACCAUUCUCUGAAUAGAGAUGAACUAAGACGUCGUAAAGGGUACAAAAAGGGCCUACAGUUAUCAAUUUUACUGCUGGGAGAAAAAGGGAGCGGUAAGCUAACAUUUCUCAAUAACCUGUGCGGCCAAGAUGUAUCGCUGUCAGAUGUUGACGAUAGUGAUAUAGUUAAAGAUGCGGCCAUAAAAAACGGCCAUUCAAUAGAAGAUACGAAUUCCGAGUACAAGACGGCCCAUCUAAGUCCUGGGUUAAAACUCGUAACUAAAAGAGUUUACUUAAAUGAUGAACUCGGAGUGCCGAUUACCUUAGAUGUUAUCUUAUUCCCCGGGUGUGGUGACAACGUCGACAAUUCGCAAAGUUCGACUGUAAUUAAAAAGUACCUAGAACAGCAAUUCGAAAAUGUUUUAAAAGAAGAAGUCAGAAUAAUGAGAAACACAAAAGAUACUGAUGGCAGACCUCAUGUUUGUCUAUAUUUUCUCAAGAGCACUCCAAGGGGAGUCAAAAAAUUUGAUAUCGAACUAAUGAAAACGAUUUGUGAUAAAGUCAAUUUGAUUCCUAUAAUUCCAAAGGCAGACGGUCUUACAGAAACGGAAUUAGCCUUACACAAAGACAUAGUACGUCAGGAAAUCUUAAGAAAUGAUAUACUUGUUUUUGAUUUCAAGAAUGAUAAUUUGGGAGAAACGCUGACUCUUUAUGAUAUGGAUAUUGAUAGUGAUACAAAAAUAUCAAAUUACUCUCCUACCACCAAAAUUAAGGACAUUUCACCGUUUUCAAUUGUUUGUAGUAAUACCGUACAUACAAACACAGAAAAUGGUGUAAAGCAUAUAAGAGAAUAUGAAUGGGGUAGUUUGGUUGUUGAGGACCAAAAUACCUCCGAUUUUAUAUACCUGAAGGCAAUAUUGUUAGGGUCACACCUUCAAGAAUUAAAAGAUGUGACAAACAACGUCUUAUAUGAACGUUACAGGGCCGAUGUGUUAACUGAGAAGAAUAUCCAUUAUGAUAUUCCUAGUUCUAGUUGCAUCGAUGAGGGUUCUCGAGGAAGUAUUAGCAAUGUUUCCACUAGAAGAAGCACCCCAAGUAAGACACUCGGGAACUUGGGUAUGAGUGAUGAGAACACUUAUAACAUAUACAAAGAGAUAGACGAAAAGAAUAAAAUAAUUGAAAACUACCAAAAAAAGAUUGAUUCACUCGAGAAAAUGCUGACAAGUCCCAGCAAGAACAGAGCCUAA
Molecule: messenger RNA, 1251 nt
Organism: Saccharomyces eubayanus
Lineage: Eukaryota; Fungi; Ascomycota; Saccharomycetes; Saccharomycetales; Saccharomycetaceae
Gene: SPR28
Product: septin SPR28
Exons: 1
Coding region: 1-1251 (416 amino acids)
Biological process (GO): cytoskeleton-dependent cytokinesis; protein localization to bud neck; cellular bud neck septin ring organization
Cellular component (GO): cell division site; microtubule cytoskeleton; septin complex
Molecular function (GO): molecular adaptor activity; GTPase activity; GTP binding
Source: RefSeq, a predicted model, not a curated record